UCUGACACACACCGGUGUAUCGAAUGAGAAAUAAUCCGGACCAACAAAUAUAGUUUCGACGAUAUCAUAUUUAUCUUUUAAUUGUUCCUUUUGACGAAAGAUCAUCUCACCGGCUGCUGCUGUUUGAUAUGUUUUGAUAAACCACAGUGAUCUCUCAACCGUAUGACUUAAUAUUGUUUCAAAGUAUCAUCAUUACCUUUGCGCUGUAUACAUUCAAAUCGAUAGAAUGGAUUCUAUCAUCGGAACACAAUGGGUAGAUUUUACUGAAGCUAUUAGCCCACCAGUACCAAUGAAGGAUUAUUUUGAGAAGGAACAUGCGAUACAUGGACGCAUACAGGAGCUUAGCGAUUUAACUACAGAGAAUGCUGAGAAUAUGCCCAUCAAUGUGCUGUGUGUAAACAAAGAGGCACAACAAGAUCUUGACAUUAUAAAGAAUACCCCUGUCAAAGUCAUUUCCCCAAAAUAUCGUAAGAAGACGACAAUGACAGCAGAGAUAACUUACGAUCAGGUACUUACUGAUGCGAUGAAAAAAUUGGAACUCUGUAAGAAGCCGCUUAAGGCUCGAAGUGCAUUAAACAAAACCGUUCAGGAACCCAACACUUUCAAAACACCGAAUAUGUCGAUCAUAAAAUUAUCCAGAUCUGUCGGCUGUCGCAGUGUACCGAACAAUGUCCAAUCUAGCAAUGGUACAUCUGUGGUAACUGAUGCGCCACAGAAGAACGAUGAUACAAAUAUACGCCAAACGAGAGCAUUAACCAGUUAUUCUCUAUCCGAAGGAGAUGUUGAAGAAGACCAUAUUGUGGGGGAAGAUAAUGUGACGUUGCACGAUAAGACGGAAGAGGUAACGGAGGAACAGAAUGAUGUCGCUAUGGUCGAGACGCGUGGUCGAGCGCAACACGGUAAGCCACGUUCCUCCGUCCUGACUUGGCAGAACGGCAGACGAACAAGCCUGAACAAGCGCCGGGGGUCGAGUCGUUUUGUCAGCCUGGCGGAAGCAGUGUCGCGCUUUCAAAAUGAAACACCCAAGCGUUUCCGCACUAGGCGUAACAAGGACCUCGUGUCGCAAGAUCCGCCGUCGAAGAAGCCAUUGAUGCAACGUCUGAAGCCGACGAUACCGAUAUCACCGGCGCUCGUGUCGAAGAAUAGGACGCGCACAGUCACCGUGCUGAGCCAGGAAGAGCGCGAGAAGCGGGAAAUGGAGGAGAUGAAGAAGAAUCCGAUCAAGGCGAAUCCGGUGCCACUGAGCGUUCUGCGCGGUCCUGUACGCGCUACAACGAAGAGCAACGUCACGAAGAAGCCAACGGAUAAUUCGUCACAGCGGUCAAUGGUCACCUCAAUUCAGCCGAAGAAUCCUGGAGUGUCGCGCCACGAUAGGUCGUCGGCGAAGAACACCGUCACGAAGAUAUUGGUGAGCGAUCCGAACGGGAUCCUCGUGGAGCACGAAGAGAUACCGUACUUCGGCGUGCCCAAGGAGAGCGCGAGGAGCGUGACGCGCGUCGUACCGUUCAGCUUCGAGGCGCGCAACAAGGAUCUGCAGAUGAAGAAGGAACAGCGACUGAAGAGCCUGCAGGAGGCGGGUAAAACGAAGAUGGAAUUCCACGCUAGACCGGCGCCGAACUUCUCCAAGCCACCGUUAACUACGUCACCGCCGAAGCAAGAAAAGAGGAGGACGAUGGUGGUACAGCAAUGCCCGUUUAGCUUCGAGACACGUGACAAAAAUUUGCCGAAGAGGAAGGAGGAAUUGGCGAAGCAGAUGCUUGAGGAAGACAAGCGGAUGCGCGUGUUCCGCGCGAAUCCGGCGCCGGUCUUCAAGCCCGUGAUGGUACGCGGCGUAUCCAAGGAGCGUCUAUCGGCGAAGGAGAUCGGAAAGACGGACGACCAGGAGAACGAGGAGCCGAAUAUCGAGAAGAGCUCGCGGGAGAGCGGAAAGUGUGCGCGAAAAACUGUUAACGGCCGAGAAGAAAUGAUGAAAGCAACGUUGGAAUUGAACACUGAUAAGAGAGCGAGGGAACGACGCGAAUUCGACGAGAGAUUGAAGCGAAAGGAAAUGGAGGAGAUGGCCAAACGUCAGGAAGAAAAGAGGAGGCAGGAGGAGAACGAGAAGCAGAUGUGGGCUGAACAGCGCAAGCUGGCGGAGGUGAGGGCCAGACCCAUGCCGAUGUACAAGCCGAUGAUCAUCGCUAAGGCAACUAAGAUGCUGACUGAACCGCAGAGUCCCGCGUUAAGUAAGAAACACAGGCAAGCAGCAAAGCACCCGACUAAAUAACGCCCAUGUUAGAAUUUCUUCUUCGUUUUCCUCGAGUCGCUUGUAUUGUCUAUUCGACUUUCCAAAAUAUCACUCUAUGCUCCAUUACGUCUUGCUGAAAGAUGCAACAUAUUUCUCACUUUAUAUUGGGAUAUAUAUAUAUAUAUGUAUGUUUGUGUAAAAGAGUUGGUACAAAAAAAAAACAAUGUAGUGAGGCGUACAAAUAAAAGCCUAUCGUGAUGUUUCGUCUUUCUAAUUCCAGAUUAGUAUUGCGCUAUAUAGACACUGGUGAAUUCCAAUGGGUUUCGUAAUUUUAUAUUUUAAAUAAAAAAAUAAUACACAUUGUUCA
Dinoponera quadriceps is the source of this 2594-nucleotide messenger RNA. Its product is annotated as targeting protein for Xklp2-like. Gene Ontology annotation, biological process: activation of protein kinase activity; regulation of mitotic spindle organization. Lineage: Eukaryota; Metazoa; Arthropoda; Insecta; Hymenoptera; Formicidae. The record is from RefSeq and is a predicted model, not a curated record. The coding region runs from base 227 to 2266 and encodes 679 amino acids. Gene Ontology annotation, cellular component: spindle; microtubule. The transcript has 2 exons.